Messenger RNA from Prunus avium (sweet cherry), 1628 nucleotides. RefSeq names its product glucan endo-1,3-beta-glucosidase 8-like. NCBI's taxonomy places the organism in Eukaryota, Viridiplantae, Streptophyta, Magnoliopsida, Rosales, Rosaceae. Gene Ontology annotation, molecular function: hydrolase activity, hydrolyzing O-glycosyl compounds. Gene Ontology annotation, biological process: carbohydrate metabolic process. The record is from RefSeq and is a predicted model, not a curated record.
CUAGCCUAACUAAAUAUAUAGCACGUCCAACAACUGUUGUUUAAGGUGUCUUCUGGGCAACUCAUCGCCAUAUCCGUCGAUCCAUCGAGACAUGUUUCUGGCAUGGGUCCUUUUCAUAAUGUUGGCGGCGUCAACGGACCUUGUACGAGGCCUAGGUGUCAACUGGGGGCAAAUGUCGUCACACCCUUUGCCUCCCACGGACGUUGUUAAGAUGCUCAAGGUCAAUGGCAUCAAGAAGGUGAAGCUUUUCGACGCCGAUCCUACGACCAUGAAAGCCUUGGCCGGGUCUGGUAUGGAUGUCAUGGUUGGAAUUCCCAAUGAAAAAUUGGACAAACUUUCUCAUGAUUACGAACUUGCCCAAAAAUGGGUGAAAGAAAAUGUCACUGAAUAUCUUAACGAAGGGGGCGUUAGUAUCAGCUAUGUCGCUGUUGGGAACGAGCCAUUCUUAUCAAGUUACAAUGGCAGUUAUGUUAAGACUCUUUUCCCAUCAGUGAAAAACAUUCAAAGAGCCCUAGAUGAGGCUGGCGUCGGACGAAAAAUCAAAUGCGUAGUGCCCUUCAAUGCCGAUGUUUACGAAUCCCCUUCGAACAAACCGUCAGACGGGCGUUUCCGAAAAGACAUUAUGAAACAUAUCAUGGAGAUACUACACUUCCUUCGUGCCAGGAAGGCCCCAUUUGUUGUGAACAUCUACCCCUUCCUUAGUCUCUACCAAAGCUCUGGUUUUCCCCAAGAAUUCGCUUUCUUCGACAAUGGUAGCCCGAUUAGAGAUAAGGGUGCUCAAUACAGCAAUGUGUUUGAUGCAAAUUAUGACACACUUCUUUGGGCACUUAAAAAGGUAGGUGUUGCUGACUUGGACAUUGUAAUUGGGGAAGUAGGAUGGCCUACCGAUGGCAACGGUUAUUGUAAUAACAGAUUGGCUAAGAAGUUUUAUGACGGUCUCCUAAAGAAACUAGCAAGCGAAGAGGGAACCCCUCUGAGGAAAGGCUACUUGGAAGUGUACCUAUUCGGGCUUUUCGACGAGGAUCAGAAAAGCAUUGCUCCAGGGGACUUUGAGCGGCACUGGGGCAUUUUUCGAUACGAUGGCAAGCCUAAGUUCCCCAUGGACCUUGCCGGCCAAAUGUCGGGACACCAGAUGCUAAAAGGUGUUGAGGGAGUGAAGUACUUGGAAAGGCAAUGGUGUGUGUUGAAUAGUGAUGUGAGGAACUUGAGCAGAGCUCAAGUGGAACUCAACUAUGCUUGCUCACUGGCGGAUUGCACAAGCUUGGGGAAGCAGAGGUCUUGUGACUUGGAACUGCAUGAUAGAAUCUCUUAUGCCUUCAAUGAGUUCUACCAAAAUAAAGACCAAGAUAUAAGGUCAUGUAAUUUUAAUGGGAUGGGGACUAAGGUGACACAAGAUCCCUCAAUAGGAGAUUGCAUAUUCCGGGUGCAGGUUGCUUUAAGUGCCGGAGAGAGGCGGCACGCCUUGAGUAAUGCCUUGAGUGUCUUUGCACCACUAUUUUUCGUCAUGAGCUUCUUCACACUGUUGUAAGAUAGUGUGUAUAGCUUAUGGAAUUCAUUCUUGUGGGGCUUUUUUUCUUCUUUAUUUUGAGGACCUAUAUGUACUUUUAAUAAUUUAUGUUAGUCUCUCA